Ciona intestinalis (vase tunicate) is the source of this 2380-nucleotide messenger RNA. The record is from RefSeq and is a predicted model, not a curated record. Lineage: Eukaryota; Metazoa; Chordata; Ascidiacea; Phlebobranchia; Cionidae.
UAACUUUUUUGUAUCGGGUUCUUCAAGAAAUCGGGACUUCCCCUACGAGCCAACUCUUGUUUCGCUUGAAAUUUCGCGAAACUAUUAUUGCCCUGUUUAUGAUUUCUUUUGGUUUGGUUAGAAACUCGUCAACAACAUAGUCUGGAGUGGACGUUACUUUGUCAAGGUUAGUUGGUACCCUUGCUUUCAUACAAACAAAGUCAGUUGAAUUGUAACAGCGGGAAUUCUGCCAAGAACAGUUUACAUUGUGAAAUGAGUGUCCCUGCUGUGAAAAAUGAAAAAAAUGGAAAACUUGGAAAAAAUAUAAAGAAACCACAAUUAAUGUUUAAAGAUGCUGUAGAUAACACUCAUGCACGAUUUAUACCAAAGAUAUCAAACAAACCUAAUGCAUUAAAACCAUUGCCAAAAGAACUGGUUCUUCUUAAUUCACAAGACAACAUAAGUAAAAAUGAAAGCAAUUCACUGGCUAUAUCCAACCUUAUACACUCCGAAGCAGUAUACGACCAUCCAUAUCAAUAUGAACUUGAAAAUUUUAAGCCUUUAUCCUCACAAUUGGAAAAACCGACCCCCAUCAAAUCAGGCCCAGUAGAUACGGAUUCAUGUAUAUUUGUUGAUGGGGUAAAUGGACUAAAUAUGUUAAUAAGGGAGCUGAAGCAAGAAUCAGAGAUAGCUGUUGAUUUGGAAGCUCAUUCAUUCCGUUCCUAUCAAGGAAUAACUUGCCUAAUGCAGUUGUCCACACGAAAAACAGAUUACAUUGUUGACACUCUUGCAUUGAGGGCGAAUUUAAAUAUUUUAAACCAAGUUUUCACAAAUCCAAAAAUCGUGAAAGUUUUUCAUGGAGCAGAUCAAGAUAUUAAAUGGUUACAACGAGACUUUGGGGUUUAUGUUGUAAAUCUGUUUGACACAGGUCAAGCAGCGAGAGAAUUAAAACUUGGAUGUUCUCUCGAAUACCUUCUGAAACAUUAUUGUAAAGUGGAAUCGGACAAAAAGUUCCAGAAAGCUGAUUGGAGGGAAAGACCUUUAUCCAAAGACAUGCUUAAAUAUGCACAGAAAGACACUCAUUACUUGUUAUAUAUAUACGACAUGAUGAAAUUGGAUCUUUUGGAAAAAGCUGGGGACGCCAAGUUAAUGCGUAAAGUAAUUGGUAAUAGCCGUGAUAUCUGUUUAUUGAAAUAUGAAAAACUCAUCAUUGAUGACACCUCGCAUCGUAAACUGCUGAGAAAAGGAGCGGGUAAAAUAGAAGAUUGGGAACCGCAGGAAUUAGAAGCGCUAAGGUUGAUAUACAUGUGGAGGGAUAAGCUGGCAAGGCAGAUGGAUGAGAGUUGCGGAUAUGUAUUGCCUAACAAGCUGCUGGUGCAAAUAGCGAAGACAAUGCCACAGACAGAACAGGAUCUUCGACUACAAGGUGUUCGGCAACAAUAUGUGCAGACUAUCCAUCAACUUAUUGUUGAAGCAGGAAAUAAAGUGUUCAAGUCAGAACCAAGCAGUGAACCUCUGCAUGACAGCUCAAAUUUGGGAACUACAAAUGACAGCAAAGACCCUUCAACAAACAAAAACUUUGAAAUCUACUUGAUUAUCCCUAUUCUUGUUGCUUUUGCCAUUUACUUUUUUUUUUAGUAUAGAAACAAACUCUAACUCUGAAACAUCUAGCAUGGAAAUAUAUAAGGAGAAAAUGCAGGGUUUAGAAAAUGAGUUUCCUUUUCAAAACAACUGAUUGUGGAAAGUUGACGGGUAUAUAUUUUUAAUGAUUAUCAUAUUAAUAUCGUUUUAUUCUUCCUUGUAUUCUUAGCAGUAGGUUUAUGCUUAGGUACAACUGUAGCGACCCGUUGUCUUAUCAUACCACGCAAGUUCUAUGGUCACCAAUGUUGACUUUGUUGUUUGAUGUUGCCAGCCAACUUUUCCAUUAUCAUGAUAUAUUCGUUCAAACCGAUAUAUUUUUAACGGGCGCUACUGCGACCAUCAGGUACAAAUUUAUUAUGACGCUUUGUUAAAAACGUUUCAAACCUGACGUUUACAUGUUAAAACUUCAGUUUUUGAUUUAAAGCAGAACUGCGAGUUUAGUAUGUUAUUUGUAACCUAGAGUAAGCAAGUACUACUUACUACUACUAACAAAUUAGUUUUAGAUUAGUUUAGUUAGCAUAUUUCUCUUAAUUUACUAACACUUUUCUUAAACAGGAUGGCUUACAUAGGUUACCAUACUUUUCUCUUCAAUUGUAAAAUUACUUUUAAAAAAAUGCUGUGUAUGCUAUAAUACAAACUAAAUAUUUACCUUAGGCUUAGUUGAUCAAAUAUAAACAAUGCUAAAUGCUAACUAUAUUCUUUGUCUUUGCUUCACAAAAUAGAACACUGGUAGCCUAACAGAGUUAGGUGUAUCAAUGAA